ACUUUCGGGAGGCGCUAUGGGCCGAAUUAAUAUCUGCAAAUUCACCGGCCGACUUACCCUUUCGCGGCAAUGUUGUGGCUUCCCCGAGUGACGGUAGUUCCCGCGGCUUCCAAAUUGGUGAACCUGAUAAUAACGACAUUGGUGUUAACAGGCCUUGGCGAAACCCAGUUUCAAACCAAUUCAUACAACGCGUGUAUGAGAUUCAUUAUCGUCGAGCAGUAUCUAUUAUACACGAAAAUGCUGAUUAUCACGCGAUUU
Cotesia congregata is the source of this 258-nucleotide messenger RNA. NCBI's taxonomy places the organism in Eukaryota, Metazoa, Arthropoda, Insecta, Hymenoptera, Braconidae. The record is from the annotation of a GenBank genome assembly.